Messenger RNA from Suncus etruscus (white-toothed pygmy shrew), 3159 nucleotides. It is a transcript of the gene NLRP12, whose product is annotated as NLR family pyrin domain containing 12. The record is from RefSeq and is a predicted model, not a curated record. Gene Ontology annotation, biological process: negative regulation of canonical NF-kappaB signal transduction; cellular response to cytokine stimulus; positive regulation of MHC class I biosynthetic process. Bases 1 to 3159 code for a protein of 1052 amino acids. The transcript has 9 exons. Lineage: Eukaryota; Metazoa; Chordata; Mammalia; Eulipotyphla; Soricidae. Gene Ontology annotation, molecular function: protein binding. Gene Ontology annotation, cellular component: cytoplasm.
AUGGACCAGCUGCCCCAUCUCUCUGUGCCCUCCUCCGGGUGCCCCUGUACCCUGGCCACGGAUGGCCUCUGGCUCCUGGCCACCUACUUGGAAGAACUGGGGGCCGCAGAGCUCAAGAAAUUCAAAUUCUGCCUGGGGACAGCCUCGGCAGCGGCUCAACUGGGCCCUGGCAGGAUCGCCUGGAGCCAGCUGGAGAUGGCGGGACCCCUGGAGGUGGCCCAGCUGCUAGUGGCCCAUCGCGGGGAGCAGGGGGCCUGGCGGCUGGCGCUGAGCAUCUUUGAGAAGAUCAACAGGAAGGACCUGUGGGAGAAAGGACAGAGAGAGGAGCCGGUGGGCGAUCCCGGGGAGACCUACCGCGACCAUGUGCGGCGUCGAUUCCGCCUCAUGCAGGACCGCAACGCGCGCCUGGGCGAGUGCGUGAGCCUGAACCGCCGGUACACGCGCCUGCUGCUGCUGGGGGCCCACGACAGCCCGUUGCUGGCCCACCUGAGGCUCCUGGACACGGGCCGGGGCCACGGGGCGGCCGCCGAGAGCCGCCAGGCCAGCCUGAUCCCCUUGGAGACGCUCUUCGAGCCCGACUCCGAGCGCCCCGAGCCCCCGCGCACCGUGGUCCUGCAGGGCGCAGCGGGCAUGGGCAAAUCCAUGCUGGCGCACAAGGUAAUGCUGGACUGGGCCGAAGGGCGCCUGUUCGGGGACCGCUUCGACUACCUCUUCUACAUCAACUGCCGAGAACUCAACAACCGGGGGGCCGCCCCACGCAGCGCCCAGGAUUUGCUCUGGGACGGUGCACCCCAACCCGGCGCGCCUCUCCCCGAGCUGUUGCGCGCGCCGGAGCGGCUCCUCUUCAUCAUCGACGGCUUCGACGAGCUCCAACCAUCCUUGCCUGGCACUCAGGGUACCCGCUGCCAGGGCUGGGAGCAGAAGCGACCCCCGGAGCUUUUGCUCCGCAGCCUGAUGCAUCGCCAGCUGCUCCCCGAAGCGUCGCUUCUCAUCACCACGCGCCCCACGGCUUUGGAGAGGCUCCAACGCCUCUUGGAGCAUCCCAGACACGUGGAGAUUUUGGGGUUCUCCCAAAGGGAGCGCAAGGAGUAUUUCUACAAAUUUUUCCCCGACCCCCAGCAGGCUGGCUUGGCGUUCCGCCUGGUGAGCGACAACGAACCCCUCUUUGCACUCUGCUUUGUGCCGCUGGUGUGCUGGGUGGUGUGCACUAGCCUCAAGCAGCAGCUGGAAGACCGCGAGGGGCUCCUGAGACAGACCUCCAGGACCACCACAGCCGUCUACUUGCUCUAUUUCUUGAGCCUCGUGCGCCCCAAGCCAGGGGUCACCCCGAACCAGCCGCCCCCAGACCCCAGAGCACUCUGUUCCUUGGCUGCUGCGGGGCUCUGGAGCCAGAAAAUCCUCUUUGCAGAGCAGGACCUGCGUGACCACGGCCUCCUCCUCGACGGGGCGGACGUGUCGUCCUUCCUGAAUGUGAAGCUCUUCCAGAAGGACAUCGACUGCGAGACCCUCUAUAGCUUCAUCCACCGCAGUUUCCAGGAGUUCUUCGCUGCCAUGUACUACCUGUUGGAUGGGGUGGAUGGAUGCGGGUCGGUGAGGCAGCUGCUGACCGAGUAUGGCCUGUCAGAGCGCAGCUUUCUGGCCCUCACGGUGCGUUUCCUCUUCGGGCUCCUCAACCCCGAGCUUCGGGGUGCCCUGGAGCGCAACCUGGCCCUGCCCAUGGUGAUGGAACGGGGCGCCUCUGUGCGCGCCCAGCUGCUGCAGUGGAUCCGUGCCAAGGCGCACAGCCACGAUGGCACGCUGCAGCGGGGCGCCUUGGAACUCUUCAGCUGCCUCUACGAGAUCCAGGAUGGGGCCUUCAUCCAGGAGGCGCUGAGCCCCUUCCAGGUGGUGGUGGUGAGCGACCUGAGCACCAACCUCCAGCACGCGACGGCCUCCUUCUGUGCCUGCAGCUGCCGCAACUUGGUACUGCUGCACCUGUACGGAUGCGCCUACGGGGCUGACGCGCAGAGCUCGCCCGGGGAGCUGCAGGAUGGAGGGGACCAGCACCCCGAGAAGAGCCUCCUGCCCAGUGCCUACAGCUCGCAGCUCGCCAUGGCGCUGAGCGCCAACCCGGGCCUGGUGGAGCUCGCCUUAUACCGCAAUGCUCUGGGAAGCCGGGGGGUGAGGCUACUGUGUCAGGGGCUCAGACACCCCAACUGCAGGCUGCAGAACUUGCGGCUGAAACGCUGCCAGAUCUCCGCCGAUGCCUGCCAGGACCUCGCGGCCGCCCUGGGCACCAACAAGCAUCUGCUGCGCUUGGACCUGAGUGGAAACAACCUGGGCGCGCUGGGCCUGAGGCUGCUGCGAGAGGGGCUGGGGCGCCCCGGAUGCCGCCUGCAGACGCUCCAGUUGCGCAAGUGCCAGCUGGAGGCGGAAGCCUGCCUGGAACUGGCAUCCGUGCUCGGCGCCAACAGCCACCUGCAGGAGCUGGACCUGACGGGGAACCCGAUGGAGGACUCGGGCCUGAGGGUGCUGAGUGGGGGCCUGCGGCAGCCACUGUGCCGGCUGCGGGUCCUCUGGUUGAAAAUCUGCCAGCUGACCUCGGCAGGCUGCGAGGAUCUGUCCGCAGUUCUUGGGGGGAGCCCCAGCCUGGUGGAGCUGGACGUGAGCCUCAAUGUCCUGGGGGACCCCGGGGUGCUGCUGCUGUGUGGAGGCCUCAAGCACCCCCAGUGCCAGCUCCAGAUCCUCCGAUUGGGAAUUUGCCGUCUGGGCGCGGCUGCCUGCGGGGCUCUGUCCGGGGUGCUCCAGGUGAACCCCCACCUCCGGGAGCUGGACCUGAGCUUCAACGAUGUGGGAGACCAGGGGCUGCGGCUGCUGUGCGAGGGGCUGAGUCACCCCACCUGCAGGAUCCAGAAGCUGUGGCUGGACAGCUGCGGCCUCACGUCCAAGGCAGCUGAGAGCCUGUGCGGGGCCCUGGAGAGCAGCUCGACGUUACGGGAGCUAUACCUGACCCACAACGCAUUGGGGGACAAGGGGGUCCAACUGCUGUGCCCUGCCCUUGGCCUGGCUGCCUGCAAGCUCCGGGUGCUCUGGCUCUUCGGCAUGAACCUGAGUCGAAGAACCCAGCAGCGGCUGGCAGCGUUGCGCCGGGCCAAGUCUUACCUGGAUCUGGGGUGCUGA